Messenger RNA from Paralichthys olivaceus (Japanese flounder), 1961 nucleotides. It is a transcript of the gene mcrs1, whose product is annotated as microspherule protein 1. Gene Ontology annotation, molecular function: G-quadruplex RNA binding; protein binding. Gene Ontology annotation, biological process: positive regulation of transcription by RNA polymerase II. Lineage: Eukaryota; Metazoa; Chordata; Actinopteri; Pleuronectiformes; Paralichthyidae. The record is from RefSeq and is a predicted model, not a curated record. Gene Ontology annotation, cellular component: MLL1 complex; Ino80 complex; NSL complex.
CUCUUUGGCGCCAGGUCUAAACUCCAUUCCAGCAGGUGGCGCUACAGCUCCGUGAUCAGAGCUCACAAGUAGAAGGUAGCCGCGAAGCUAAUGCUAAUAGUCGUACGUCAAAUCCACAAACUCGUGUUGUCAGUUCGUCAUGUAGGAAGCGAACAAGCUGCUGAUAACAAGUACCGACAAACUACAGACUGCAGUUGACGGACCGGAUAUCAUAACGGAGAGAAUUAACGAGAAAAGAUGCAAGCAGGGGACCCUGUGGUUGGUGCAUCUAUGGCAGUCUCUGGUGCCCAGAGUCGGUCAGAGGACGAAGAGUCGCUGGGAGUAAAAGAUAUGAAAAGGACAGCAACACAAGCAUUUGGCAGUGGUGUUCCCAAACGUAGAAGUUCUUCCAGGUCGAUAAAGAGGAAGAAGUUUGAUGAUGAGCUCGUAGAAAGCAGUCUUGUGAAGUCAUCUAGCAGAGUCAAAGGCCCUCCUGUCAUAGAGCCUGUCCGCUGUCCAGCGAGUGAACUUUCUUCUUGUGAGAAGAAAAAGGUGACAAAGUCAGGAACCACUCUCACACCACCUCUCGCCAUGGUAAUAAACCCUCCACCCAUCACCAAAAGAGUGAAGAAAAGCAAGCAACCUCUACAUAUCACCAAAGACCUGGGGCGAUGGAAACCCACAGAUGAUCUGCUCCUCAUAAAUGCAGUGUUGCAGACAACAGAUCUAACCUCAGUUCAUCUGGGGGUCAAGUUCAGCUGUCGCUUUACUUUACGGGAAAUUAAAGAGAGGUGGUACGCUCUGCUCUACGAUCCUGUCAUUUCAAAGCUGGCAUGGCAGGCCAUGCGGCAGCUUCACCCAGAGGCCAUUGCAGCAAUUCAAAGUAAAGCCCUCUUCAGUCAGGCUGAGGAGGUACUGCUGGCAAAGAUUGGUUCGACUAGUCAGCCUAAACUGGACGUGUUCCAAGAGCUUCUUAGCAAGCACCCUGGUGUCUUUCACCCAUCUCGCACUCCCAAGAGCUUACUGGUGCACUGGCAGCUGUUAAAGCAGUACUACCUACUGGAUGACCAGAGUGUCCAGCCUCUUCCUAAAGGGGACCAGGUCCUCAACUUCUCUGAUGCUGAGCAGAUGGUUGAUGAUGUAAAGUUAAAGGAGAGCAGAGAUGAAGUUUUGGAACACGAGCUGAUGAUUUCUGAUCGCCACCAGAAAAGGGAGAUCAGACAGUUAGAGCAGGAGUUGCCUCGUUGGCAGGUUCUCGUGGACAGUAUCACAGGGAUGAGCAUGCCUGACUUUGAUAACCAGACACUGGCAGCACUACGAGGACGAAUGGUACGCUACCUCAUGAGAUCAAGAGAGAUUACGUUGGGCAGGGCGACCAAGGACAAACAGAUAGAUGUGGAUCUGUCACUAGAAGGACCUGCCUGGAAAAUAUCAAGAAAACAAGGAAUUAUUAAACUGAAGAAUAAUGGAGACUUCUUCAUCGCCAACGAGGGCAGACGACCCAUUUACAUUGAUGGGAGACCAGUCCUGUCGGGCAACAAGUGGAAACUCAAUAACAACUCAGUGGUGGAGAUCGCAGGUCUCCGCUUUGUGUUUCUAAUUAACCUGGAACUUAUCUCGCUAAUAAAAGCUGAAGCAGCCAAGAUGACACAGCAGUGAAUGUCCGCGACCAAGCACAAGAAUUAUUAGACAGAACACACUGGCAGAUGAAUGGACCAGUCAGACGUUCUGCUGAGAAGAGGGCUUAACAAAGCACAGCACCGUUACCAAGACUCAGACUGACAACAGCUAUGUUAACCUCACAUGUGAACUUGUCAACAGGCUACUGCUUAACCCUGGAACUAAAUAGUAACAGGUUCUCACUUGGUGUUUGAACAUUUUCCAUGUUGUAAUGUAGAUACUCUCAUGGUAGAGCCUUGUUUUUCCAGUUUUUCAGAAUAUUGUAUUUAAAUGCUGCAGUAAAAGCUUUUUCAAAAACCAAA